AUGGGUUAUCCCAUCAUCGCAUACAUUCUCUUCGUUGGCGUCAUUUCACUCUGGGUUGAAGGCCAGUUUCCCAGAGUCUGCACUGACCGGGACAGUCUGAGAGACAAGAUAUGUUGUCCUACCCCUAAAGGUUUCACCACACAAUGUGGUUCCGAUGGAGACAGAGGAAAGUGCCAGGAAUUGACCAUUCGUGACUGGACAAUCAAGUACAGCCAUUUCCAACCGUUCCAGAUGAAUGACGAAAGACACGACUGGCCCCGUGGUCUUUACCACAAAGUCUGCAAAUGCAACGCAAACUAUGCAGGUUACGAUUGCAGCAAAUGCGCGUUUGGUUACUACGGCAAGAACUGCACGCAGAAGAAAAAUUUGAUACGAAGAAAUUUUCUGAGCCUGACAGCCGAGGAGAAAGAUCGAUUCAUGAGUGCGCUAACUCAACUAACGCCUACUCGGUAA
Molecule: messenger RNA, 453 nt
Organism: Pocillopora damicornis (cauliflower coral)
Lineage: Eukaryota; Metazoa; Cnidaria; Anthozoa; Scleractinia; Pocilloporidae
Product: tyrosinase-like
Source: RefSeq, a predicted model, not a curated record